AUGAUGAUUCGGCAUGAGCGUGUGAAAGAAAAUUGUGGAAAGAGUGUGAGAUAGAAAGCUAUAGAAAUGAACGUGGGCUACUACUACCACCCUUUCUCUUCAUUGGCGCAUCAUUCCAGCGUCUCGUGUUAUGCACCAAUAACACGCACUUCUCAAACCCUCUUACACCAUCAUCGUCCUGUUUCUAUUUCUUUCUCCUUCUUCCAAAACCCUAAUUUCUAUACGGGGAACACUAUCUUCUUCAAGAUGCAGCGUUUCUGCUCUGUAAGUGGCAAAAAUAAGAACAAAGCAAUGGUGGAAAGGUUGCAGCAUUUUGGAGUAAUCAUGUCAAAUAAGGUGGCUGAAGUGAUGGAGACUGUUGAUAGAGCUUUGUUUGUACCCAGUGGAUCAGCAUCACCUUAUGAUGAUAGCCCCGUCGCCAUAGGCUACAAUGCCACUAUAUCUGCACCUCAUAUGCAUGCUACCUGCCUUCAGUUGCUGGAGGAGAAUUUGCAACCUGGGAUGCACGCUCUUGACAUUGGCUCUGGAACAGGGUAUUUGACUGCAUGUUUUGCCCAGAUGGUUGGACCCCAAGGCCGCGUUGUUGGUGUGGAGCAUAUUCCUGAGUUGGUUUCUCUUGCAAUAGAAAAUAUUCAGAAAAGUGCUGCAGCUACACUGUUGAAAGAUGGUUCCCUUUCUGUACAUGCUGGUGAUGGAAGGGAAGGUUGGCCGGAGUUUGCUCCUUAUGAUGCCAUUCAUGUUGGAGCAGCUGCACCAGAAAUUCCCCAACCACUUAUUGACCAGUUGAAACCUGGUGGGAGAAUGGUGAUCCCUGUUGGUAACAUAUUUCAAGACUUAAAGGUGGUCGAUAAGAAUCCUGAUGGUUCUAUCAGUAUCCGGACUGAGACCUCUGUUCGUUACGUGCCCCUCACUAGUCGAGAAGCUCAACUUCGCGGCUACUAAGAUGGAGGCUAAAUCCUGAAUUUUGGAAAGCUUUUAGGAGUCGGUGUUUGCAACUUGAAUGUACACAUAUGCCCAUAGAAUUUGUAUAGUUAAUUUUUCUUGAAUUUUGGAAGGUUUAUACAGAUAUCUAUCGGAUGUUGGAACUUGAUAGUAAAAAGGUUCGUGCUGUUAGAAUUUGGAUAGUAAAAAGGUUCGUGCUCUUCUAACAGGAUAGAUUCAUUUAAA
Lathyrus oleraceus (garden pea) is the source of this 1167-nucleotide messenger RNA. RefSeq names its product protein-L-isoaspartate O-methyltransferase 1. Gene Ontology annotation, biological process: protein modification process. The coding region runs from base 67 to 942 and encodes 291 amino acids. The record is from RefSeq and is a predicted model, not a curated record. Gene Ontology annotation, molecular function: protein-L-isoaspartate (D-aspartate) O-methyltransferase activity. The transcript is spliced from 4 exons. Gene Ontology annotation, cellular component: cytoplasm. Lineage: Eukaryota; Viridiplantae; Streptophyta; Magnoliopsida; Fabales; Fabaceae.